Tetrahymena thermophila SB210 is the source of this 2801-nucleotide messenger RNA. RefSeq lists its product as hypothetical. The transcript is spliced from 6 exons. NCBI's taxonomy places the organism in Eukaryota, Ciliophora, Oligohymenophorea, Hymenostomatida, Tetrahymenidae. The record is from RefSeq and is a predicted model, not a curated record.
UAAUAAAUGAAUUUGUUAAUUAAAUAAUAAAUGAAAGAAGAUAGAUAGAUAGCAUAGGAUUUGUUAUUAAUUAUAUAAUAAAUAAGUAUAAAUACUGUAAAAUUAAAUUUUUUGUUUGUAAAUAAAAGAGAAAGAAGGAUAAAUUAGAAAAAAAACAAAAUUAAAAGGAAAUAUAUAUAAUAUAUAUUGUAAGAUUAGUACAAAAAGGUUUACAUUUUAAAAAGGACAACAAGCGGAUUUUCAAAGAUUUAAAUUAGCAUUGCCAAUUAAUUUUAUAAAAUGAGUUCAGAUUCAUAAAAUAAAAAGAUUAACACUCUUUUCAUAGGUUUGGGAGUCCAUCCUUAUGAUAAGCUUCUCUCAGUUAUUGAUAAUCCUCUUACUUAUGAAACGCUGAUAAAGCAUAAAUUUGAUAGAAUAAUCUUUCAAUGCCCACACAAGGAUUAUUUUAAACCUUUGUUCCAUAAGCCUUAUGAAAAUCAAAUAAAAGUAGAAAUUUAUGGCAGUGAAUUUCCCUCUGAUCUUUACUUAUACAAGAGUGAUGUAGCUAUAACCAGUUGUGAUGUUGGAGUUCUGUUGGAAAGUCAUUUAGUAAAAAUAAAUUUGAUAGUAGUUAUUGAAGAUACAAACUCGAUUAGUUAUGAAAUAUUUACAAAUUUAAAGGAAAAGCCUAAUGUUUUGGGCAUCAAGGGAGCAGAAAUAAUUACAAGCGAAUUAUUGGACUAAUACCUCACAAUCAAGAGAGAUAUCUAAGAAGUCUUAAAAGGAGGACAUAAAAUUCCAGGAGAAGAAUACAAGCCCAAAAGGUCAGAUGAAAAAUUCUAAAGAUAGUUGAUGUUGCUCAAACAAAGUUUGAAUGAGUAGAAUGAAAGAUACAAAAAUUAAGAAAGACAUUUUGCAACAGAACAUGAAAUAUUUAAAAAUAAUUUUUAGCUACAUUUGGAAUAUUUAACUUUUGCAUUUGAUAGCAAAAAGUUGAAUCUUAAUUUAGUUAGACAUCCUCAAUUCUAGCAUUUAGAACCACUAUUAAAGAAAUCUGAUAUUUUUGCAUUUUAAAGAGAGAUAUUUAACGAUAUUAAAAUAGAAGACGAAGGUUUAGAUUUUGUAGAUGAUGAUGACUCUAUCAACAAUCAAUGCAACGGACACGUAAAUGGAAUUUAAAAAAAAUAAAAGUCUAGACCUUUUAGAAGUGAUGGGGAAGGUAAUGAAAACGGUGAAGAAGAUAAUGAUGAUGCAAAAAGCAAUAAUUCCUUCGAUUCAUUCAAUUCUAAUUAAGUUGAUAAUAAAAGAAAAGCUUAGAGAAAGAAAAGCGGGUCUAAUAAAAAUGAAGCCAAUGAAUACACUUAGCCUAAGGCUGAUGAAAAUGAAGAAGACUAUUUUUCAAGAAUUAAGAAAAAUUACAAUCCUUACUUCUACUUAGAAAAUUAAAAUCUAUUUGAUGAAGAAGAUUUAGAAGAAGAACUUAAAGAAUCUGAAGGAAGUGGAAACUAAACAUCAGAAAAUGAUGCAAUUAAAAAAAAUGUAAAUAAACUUAGCAAAACAAUCAAGAAGUAGAAGUAGAGCUAUUUAUAAAAAGUUUCUAAGAAUAAAAAGCUCUUUAACUUAGACUAUUCUCAAAUAGAUCCCUAGGUAAUCUUGAGAAGCUAAGACCCUCAAAGAGCGUAGGAAGUUCACAUUAAGAAAAUAGAAAGAACUAACAAUGAGCUUGAUGAAUUAAUGAGCUCUAUUGAGAAAAAGGAGGUAGUCUAAAUGAUAAAAGAUGAAUAUGAAACUAAGAUUAUCAAAGGUAGCUAUCGCAUUUGUAAUUGCCCAUAUUGCAAACGUUUAAUGGUGCCCUUCCUUGUUAGAAAAGACUUUGAAGAUUGCCAUUAAGAAAUAAAUGAUAUGGUGCUUUAAAAGCACAAAGUUUACUUUGAAAAAGUAAAGCAGCGCUAUUAAAUAAACGAUAUUAAUAUUGAAUAAAUAAACAAUAUUUUCUUCAGAGAAUAUAAGACUAACUAUAUUUCAGUAAAAAUCUUUCCCGAAAAGUAAGAUUAGCAAGAAGACUCUUCUAGUGAAGAUAACAAUGAUAGUCCAAUUAAAAGCAGAACUAAUAUAAGCGUUCGCUCAAGAAAAGGAAUAAAGAACUCAUCUAACAAUUUACGUAAAAUUGAAGCAGAAGAAGCAAACGAUAUAGAUGAAGAAGAUGGAGAAGAAGAUUAUGAAAUGAAUGGAUAAAUGAUUGUAGAGUGAUUAAACUGAGAAUAAAUAAAUAAAUGGACUACAGAUAAAAAAAUAUAUCAAAAUAUAAAUAAAUUCAUCAACUAAUCAAUAUAAGUUCUCAUCAAGCAAGCAAGAAUUCCACCUUUUUUUAAAAAAUAAAUAUAUAAAUGUGAAUCUUUUUCUUAGAUAAAACUACUAAGGUCUUUUGUAAAUACUCUAUUAAACUAGAGCAAACUAAUUAGUUAUUCUCACUCAGCUUAAAAAGAGAAAAAGAUUAUUAUUAUUAUUUAAUUAUGAAGCUAUCAAACUAUUUAGAAAUUAAUAGCUAUAAAUAUUCUCUUACAUCUUUUUAACAAACACAUUUUCUAUAAUCAUACAUAAAUAAUACAUAAAUUUAUUGAUAUAUACAUACAUACCGAAGCUUAAUACAAAGCAAACAACAAAACACCAUACAAAACAAUAACACAUAAAACAAAAAUAAAUAGCCAUUAAUUUAUCAUUUAUCUUUUAAGUCUAUAAUAUUUCUUCAUAUCAUAUUCUUUAGUAUUUAUUAAUUUAUCUUUAAGUCACUUAUAUUUUAAAGCUCUUUAUAUACUUACUUA